This is a messenger RNA of Penicillium verhagenii, 723 nucleotides long. RefSeq lists its product as uncharacterized. The transcript has a single exon. Bases 1 to 723 code for a protein of 240 amino acids. Gene Ontology annotation, cellular component: mitochondrial outer membrane; endoplasmic reticulum membrane; lipid droplet. The record is from RefSeq and is a predicted model, not a curated record. NCBI's taxonomy places the organism in Eukaryota, Fungi, Ascomycota, Eurotiomycetes, Eurotiales, Aspergillaceae. Gene Ontology annotation, molecular function: 3-beta-hydroxysteroid 3-dehydrogenase (NADP+) activity.
AUGAAUGGAACAGUUCUCAUUACCGGAGCCAACGGCUCCCUGGCUCUUGGCUUCGUUCAAUCUCUCCUGUCCCUCUACCCAGACCAUACUCUUAUCGCAGCAGUCAGAAACCCAUCACCAGAAAAAGACCCCAACACAGCCAAGCUCAUGGAUCUGAUUUCUCAAUACCCGAAUGCAAGUGCAAACGUCCACGUCGAAGCAUUGGACUUGAGCAGCUUGGUCAAAGUCCGCUCUUUCGCAAACAAGCUCUCAUCUCGCAUCACUGAUGGAAAGCUUCCGCGUCUGAAAUCUGUGGUCUGCAACGCAGCCUCGAUAUCGCUGGGCGGAGGCCAGAAAUUUACCUCCGAUGGUUACGAGACUACUUUUCAAGUCAGCCACCUAUCGCACUUUCUAUUGGUCCUGAAGCUCCUCGAGAGCAUGGAUGUUGACUCGGGGCGGAUUGUUAUGCUUGGAUCUAUCACGCAUUAUCCCGAGAAACCGAAUCCUUUGUACUCGUUAAGGACAAUUGUUCCUACUGAUAUGGAAGAUAUGGAAGAGCUUGUCAAACCGGGUCCAGAUCCGGCAUCUCUGGUUUAUGAUCGAGGGUUUCAGAGAUAUGGAAUCGCCAAGCUUGCGAAUGUGACGUUUGCGAAUGAUCUGAAUGACCGACUGAAAAAGGUGAAGAGCGAAAUGGGAGAGAGAAUUCAAACCUUGUCUUUCCAUUUUGCACUGACCAUGAGCUAA